Cryptosporidium ubiquitum is the source of this 2373-nucleotide messenger RNA. RefSeq names its product DNA replication licensing factor MCM5 like AAA+ ATPase. Gene Ontology annotation, cellular component: MCM complex; nucleus. Lineage: Eukaryota; Apicomplexa; Conoidasida; Eucoccidiorida; Cryptosporidiidae. The transcript has a single exon. Gene Ontology annotation, biological process: DNA replication initiation; DNA replication; double-strand break repair via break-induced replication. The record is from RefSeq and is a predicted model, not a curated record. Gene Ontology annotation, molecular function: DNA replication origin binding; 3'-5' DNA helicase activity; single-stranded DNA helicase activity. Bases 1 to 2373 code for a protein of 790 amino acids.
AUGCAAAGUUCAAUUGGAACAAUUUAUUACAGCAACCCUCCUCGAGAUUUAGAAAAGGGAGAUUGGAACGGCGAUACAGUAAAUAAUACAACGGAUUUGCUUUCAGCAGAGGAAUGUAGAAAUAAAUUCAGUAAUUUCAUAAAAAACUUUAAUCAAAGUGGAGAUUAUAUUUAUAGAGAAAUGCUAAUAAAUAACGUUUCUAUUGGUGAAUACACACUUAGGCUUGAGCUUCACCACCUUAGUAUUGACGAGGUUUCUUGCUCGGAAAUCGGAGAACAUACAGAAAAUGCCAGUUAUGAUGGGAGUCUUAUAAAUGGGCGUGAAAAUGACUCUGAAAACUUCCAUAACGGUGUCAGGAAUAACGAGUUAUCCUGUUUAAUUAAAUGCUUCAAGAAUGCGCCACUAAAAUACAUUCCAAUUUGUGAAGGGGCAUUAAAGAGAGUUUAUUUAGAACUAGUGGGAAAACAUAAAAAGGAAAUAACUGAAGAAGAGAUUAAUCGUUUGGUUCCAGAUAUACAAUUACAAAUAGUCUCUAAUCAAGAGCCAACAUUAAUUAGGGAUCUUAAAAGUAAUGUUAUGGAAAAGCUAGUCACUGUUCCUGGAAUUGUUAUUCAAUCUUCAAAACCUCAAAAAAAAGCUUCUAAACUUAAGAUUUUAUGUCGCCAGUGUAAGGGUACCAGAAACAUAGCUAUUCCUAUUUGGCGCCAAGGUACAAUACUACCAAGAGUUUGUAAUACUGCCCCAAUAGGUGAGGCACCAAAGUGCCCAUUAGAUCCAUACUUUACUCUUUCUGACGAGUCAGAAUAUAUUGAUAUACAAAGUAUGAAGUUCCAGGAACUUCCUGAGCAUGUUCCUACCGGAGAUAUUCCUCGACAUAUAUCAUUACAUAUGACUCGUGGGCUUGUAGACAAAGUAAUUCCAGGAAAUAGGCUUUAUGUUGUAGGUGUGCUUUCUUCUACAGAUAAGGAAUCAUCGAAAGUUCACUCUAAUAGUAGAAAUGGCUCUCUUAGAACUUCUUAUUUAUAUGUCAUCGGCGUAAUGAAUUAUGGAAGUAAUUGGUCUAGUAAAAACACAAAAACUUUAAUGAGAAGCUCAUCAAUGAGUAACCAAUACAAUGAAAUAGAAGAGUUUCGUCGCAUUUCGUCUUUACCAAAUAUUCAUGAGCUAAUUGUUAACAGUAUUGCCCCCGCAAUUUAUGGGAAUGAAACAAUUAAGCAGGCUAUAGCGUGCUUACUUUUUAGCGGAAGUUCGAAAUGUUUACCUGAUGGUAACCGAAUAAGAGGUGAUUUAAAUAUUUUAUUGCUUGGAGACCCCUCAACAGCAAAGUCUCAGCUUUUAAAGUUUGUAGAACAGGUUGCCCCAAUUUGUAUUUAUACAUCUGGUAAGGGAAGUAGUGCCGCCGGUCUCACCGCUGCAAUUGUCAGAGAUCAUGCAAAUGGCGUGUAUGCACUAGAAGGUGGAGCUAUGGUACUUGCUGAUGGGGGAGUUGUUUGUAUAGAUGAGUUUGACAAAAUGCGUGAUGACGACCGUGUAGCAAUUCACGAAGCUAUGGAACAACAAACAAUAAGUAUUGCAAAGGCGGGAAUUACAACCAUUUUAAAGGCCAGAUGCUCUGUAUUGGCUGCUGCAAACCCAACGUUUGGGUCUUAUGACGAUAGUAAAGACCUAACACAGCAGCAUGACUUCGAGUCAACUAUUCUAUCUAGAUUUGAUCUCAUCUUCUUAUUAAAAGAUGAAAAAAAUGUUGAUAGAGACAGGCUUAUAGCUUCGCACAUUGUUGAAUUGCACUCUGGUUCUAAUGGAAAGACAAAUGUUAGUAACUCAGAAUCCACGGGAUCGCUCCAGUUUGAGUUACUGCAAAAGUAUAUCAAUUAUUGCCGAGAGUUUGUCCACCCACGUUUAUCUCUGGAUGCUGCUGCUAUAUUAGAAAACUUUUAUGUUCAAAUAAGGGAGGACAAUCGUGAAAAGACGAACAAAGCAAAUAAGGAGAGAAUACCAAUAACGGUAAGGCAAUUAGAAGCCAUUACUAGAAUUGCAGAAAGCUUUGCAAAGAUGGAAAUGCAGGUCAUUGCAAACGAAAAACAUGUUGAAAUGGCUAUUAAACUAUUCAAAAACGCAACAAUAGAAGCAAUCAAAUCAAACAUUCUGUUACUUGACAAUUUAUCACCAGCAGAACAAUCUGCGAUAAUUGACGCGGAAGUUGCCAUAAAAAAUAGGAUUCCAAUUAAGGCGAGAGCAGGGAAGACUACGAUAAUUAAAGACUUGGUGUUAGUUGGAUAUGACCCAUAUUACCUAUCAAAAGCAAUGAAAAUCCUCAUCCAGAAGGGUGACUUGAUUGAGAGAUCGGACUUCUCUAUAUUCAGGGUUAAAUAG